This is a messenger RNA of Lynx canadensis (Canada lynx), 1113 nucleotides long. RefSeq lists its product as uncharacterized. The coding region runs from base 1 to 759 and encodes 252 amino acids. The record is from RefSeq and is a predicted model, not a curated record. NCBI's taxonomy places the organism in Eukaryota, Metazoa, Chordata, Mammalia, Carnivora, Felidae. The transcript has 7 exons.
AUGGUUAUCAUCCUCAUCCUACAGGGAGCCGCGCGGACGAACGACGGCGCGCGGCGGGCCUCUCCACCUGCUGCCCGGACGCGGCCCGGGCCCCGUCCCCGUCCCGCGGAGGUGUUCGCGCCGGGCUCGCUCCGGCGCCUCAGGUGGACGGGGUUCCCGCCCAAACGCCGCCCGGCCGCCCGCGUGCAGGCCCGAGACCUGAGCCCCCGCCUCUGGCUGCCAGGCCGCGCUCCGCGUUCACCGCGCUCGGCCGGGGCCCGCCUCUCGGCAGUUUUCGCUUUCGCUUUCCUGCCGCUGUUGUUGAGGAAAAUGAAAGUGACCGUGGCCGUGGCCCGGGCCGGCGCAGCUGCCGUCGGGGCGAGGGACGCACAAAACGGCGGCGGUCGGCGAGGAGCCUGGGAGCUGGAGCCGCUACCCGCGCCAGACGAGAUGGCAGCACGCCCUGGACUUGUCUGCACCGCAAGCGGCCCUGAGGAGGGACAGCAGGGAGACAAGAAAAUGGACUCCCCUCUGCAACCUGCAAUGUGCCAGGGUUUGCAGCCUAUUGGAGGAAAACAACAUCAAGAGUAUGCUGCUAAAACACUGAGGUUUGUGGACCGGACUUCUCUGUGGCCCAAGUAUUUGGUUUCUACUUCCUCAUUCUCAGCCUCCUCCCACCCCCACCCAACUGCAUCACUGAGGCUGGAACCCUUGGGCCCCCCAGAAGGAGCAUCUGUCCCUGAGCUGCUUGGGCUGCUGAGGAAACCUGUACCCUGCUAACAAGAGGACUUUUGGAUCUGUGCAAAUAAUGUGAAAUAAGACCAAACGGUCCCAGAGAAUGACAGCCUGGGCAUGACCCAACCCCACCAACCAGCGGGCAUCACUCCCGGAGGAAAAGACUCCACCUUGAACCAGGCCCAAGACUUUUCCUGGGACUUCAUUUCUGUCUUUGGCAGUCCCUGUUCCAAGCUUCCAGAGAUCUGAGUAAGUGCUUAGCUUGCACACAGCCCACUGACAGAUGUUGAAAACUGAUAUAUCAAGAAGGGAUGGUUUGCAUUUGUCUUCCCUGAUUAGCAUAUUAGCCUCUCUCUUCCUAUUGCCAAGUGAACUAAAUGAAUAAACCAGCCCAAUUAA